AUGGCAACUAGCAAUGACACGGCCUCGUUUACAGUGGAGGCGGCCCCCGGCUCAGACAUCUGGCGAAAGCCUGGUCACAAUGCGUGGUCCAUCCCGAGCGUCUACACCAGCUCUGGCCCCCUUAAAUCCUUCCUCUCCGUCCGUGCCACCUUCUCAGCGAACUGGGAGAGCCUCUACGACCAGUCCGGCGUGCUACUCGUGCCGCGCCGGGCCUCGGACACCGCGGCGCCAAACAGCAAGUGGAUCAAGACGGGCAUCGAGCUCUACGACGGCAGGCCGCAUCUGAGCACCGUCACUUGCGACAGGUACGCUGAUUGGGGCCUCUAUCCACUGAAGAUGGCGGCGGAUACCUCGACGGAUAUCAAGAACGUGACGAUUGAGGUAUUCCGGGACGGCGGUGUGGGCGGCAAGAAUGCCUGGGUACACCGCCUCGUGCUGGACGAGGACGGGAAUGUCAAGGAAAGGGUGCCGCUGAGGAAGAUUUGCUGGAUUUUUGCAGACGAGGAUGAGGGCGAAUGGGUCUUGGAUGUUAGCCCCUUGGCGGCGAGGCCGGACAAAGCUGCAAAGGACGCGCUGAAGGUUGAGUUUAGCGAGUUCAAAAUACAGUGGAACCAGUGA
This is a messenger RNA of Colletotrichum spaethianum, 618 nucleotides long. RefSeq lists its product as uncharacterized. NCBI's taxonomy places the organism in Eukaryota, Fungi, Ascomycota, Sordariomycetes, Glomerellales, Glomerellaceae. The record is from RefSeq and is a predicted model, not a curated record. Bases 1 to 618 code for a protein of 205 amino acids. The transcript has 2 exons.